This is a messenger RNA of Phytophthora nicotianae INRA-310, 730 nucleotides long. RefSeq lists its product as hypothetical. The record is from RefSeq and is a predicted model, not a curated record. The coding region runs from base 216 to 578 and encodes 120 amino acids. NCBI's taxonomy places the organism in Eukaryota, Oomycota, Peronosporomycetes, Peronosporales, Peronosporaceae. The transcript is spliced from 2 exons.
CCUUCUCUUCAGUCAACACUGUAUCCGCGGCGUUGAGCUCUCCAUCCUGAUGAAGCUCCUUGAGCGACCAGGAUGGCGUGCGCGGGACGCUGGAGAUCUCGCGAAGACCCUCAGGCAGUGGAGCAGCUGUAGAGCUGAAGCAUCGAGUAGUAGAAGCCUGGAGUGAACGUCGGACAGCGCGGUGAAGCUGCCUCGCCGUCGCCACAGAUGUCCGCAUGACGCCUGUAAUUGAAAUGAGCGGUUGUCAACUACAUAAGUUCGCCUUAAGUUCGCAUCCAGUAGAAGGCAAAAGGAUGAAGGUGCCCAAGAUGAUGAUCGACUACACGCUGCGCUUUGGUAUCCCCAUAGCACUAUGCUACGCCUACUGGGACCCCAAGUCUGAUGAGGACAUCCGUCGCGACGUGGAAUCCAAGAUUAAGCCGGAUCUGGAGACCAGGAAGAAGAAGCAGGCCAAGUUUGCGGAGCUAUUGCUGCAGAAGGACGGCAUCUCGAGCGAGUCAAAGCAGCAACUGGACCGAGUUACGGCCUUCACCAAGACAAAGGAGCAGUAUUUAUCCGAUAAGAAGAAAGAGAAAUGAAAAGAGAACUCUGGUCUUUGAUACUACGUUGUGGGUGUGCUUGGUAGUGGGUCGAACUGCUGAUCAAUUCAUGUACCGCUGGAUGCGACUACAGUGCACGGAGUCAGCCUCUUUCAACGCGAUCUCCAGCUGCCUCUGCAUGAGUUUAAGAC